GUAGCUGAAGGUCCAACAUCCCUUCGGCAUAACACUUGCUCUCUACACACGAGAGCAGUCAUUCUCUCUCUCUCUCUCUCUCUCUCUCUCUAGCUCUCAACCAGCGAAGGAAGAACAAGAAGCAAGAAGAGCAGGUACGGUGGACAUGAUUCACCGGCUCUUCGGCGAAGCUAGGAGAAGGGCGGCAUCGCCGGUGAUGGCCGGCGGCGAGCGGUGGCUGUCGGCAGCGGCCAGCAAAGGAAGGCUUGAGGGGAAGAUCGCAGUAGUCACGGGGGGCGCCAGUGGGCUCGGAAAGGCUGCGGCCCACGAGUUCAUUCAGGAGGGCGCGCAGGCCGUACUCAUCGCGGACAUCAACUCAAAGCUGGGCCCCGAGACGGCGCGCGAGCUGGGCCCCAAGGCCCACUUCGUGCACUGCGACGUCGCCGUCGAGGACAGCGUCGCCGCGGCCGUGGACGCUGCCGUGGCGCGGCACGGUCGGCUGGACGUCAUGCUCAAUAGCGCCGGCGUCGUGGGCCCGCUUUCGCCGGGCACGUCGCGGCUGGCCAGCCUGGACUUCGGGCAGUUCGACGCCGUCAUGUCGGUGAACGUGCGCGGGACGCUGGCCGGGAUCAAGCACGCCACGCGCGUCAUGGCGCCGCCGGCCGGUGCCGGCGUCGGGUCGAUCCUGUGCAUGGCGAGCAUCAGCGGCAUCCUCGGCGGGCUCGGGACGUACCCGUACUCGGUGUCCAAGUUCGCCAUCGCCGGGAUCGUCAAGGCUGCCGCCGCCGAGCUGUCGCGCGUCGGCGUCCGCAUCAACUGCAUCUCGCCGUACGCGGUGCCGACGCCGAUGGUGGUGGACCAGUUCUCCACCAUGCUCGGCGGCGCCGCCUACGAGGAGCAGGUGGCGGCCAUCAUCAGGGCGCUCGGCGAGCUGAAGGGCGCGACGUGCGAGGCGGUGGACAUCGCCAGGGCCGCCGUGUACCUCGCCUCCGACGACGCCAAGUACGUAUCCGGGCACAACCUGGUGGUCGACGGCGGGUUCACGAGCUACAAGAACAUGAACCUGCCCUUCCCUACGAAGCCACAGGAGUGACUGUACAAAACUGCACCUAACCAUCAGGAAGAAGAAGAAAGAUAAUGUGAUGAGUUGUUGUGAUCGUUGUUUAGAAGGGUUGUGAGUGACUUUUGAAUCCAUGGGAAGUUACUGGAUUCUGUAGAGAAGGAUGUGGAUUUGCAUUUCCUGCUUUCUUAGUGUGGAGGAGUUGUGAGUUGUAUGUGAAACCGCAAAGGUACUAGAUGUUUUGAUUUCAGUCAAAAAGACCAUGGAACUUUUAGUUCAA
Molecule: messenger RNA, 1319 nt
Organism: Setaria italica (foxtail millet)
Lineage: Eukaryota; Viridiplantae; Streptophyta; Magnoliopsida; Poales; Poaceae
Product: zerumbone synthase
Exons: 3
Coding region: 146-1072 (308 amino acids)
Molecular function (GO): oxidoreductase activity
Source: RefSeq, a predicted model, not a curated record